Candidula unifasciata is the source of this 5262-nucleotide messenger RNA. The record is from the annotation of a GenBank genome assembly. NCBI's taxonomy places the organism in Eukaryota, Metazoa, Mollusca, Gastropoda, Stylommatophora, Geomitridae.
AUGCCAAGCAGAAUUGUAUGUUUUGUAUGUGGGAGUUUAGGAGGGGAAUAUCAGCUACGCAGUCGGCCGUACGAAGGAUGUGCCUUUUUCCCCUUCCUGGAGCAUCAUGAGCCACCCAAAGGGAGUCGUCUUCCUGGUGCAGAUGGCACUGUUGACAGCUGCAGAGUCUGUUAUGCCUUCCUCACUCAACAGUGGGAAACUUACGAGCACGCUAAUACUCCGGCAAUUAAACGUUUGUACUGGUUGAAACGACUGGAUGAUGGUCAGUUUACUGGAGCAGAGAUGAAACUCCAAGGAGAGUAUAUGGCUCAAGUGAUGGGCCUGCAGUAUCAGCCUUCAUGUGGGGACAGCUGUGCCCCCGGCUCUCCAGAUUCUAGAGAUGGGAGUGGAACCGGCGCCGAACCUGAUGUGCGCCUGGAUAGAAAGUCCCAGACUCUCGAUGAUGGGGACCAUGUGUUAGAUUUGUCUGUACCUCUCAAGUCUGACCUGGCACAGAUUUCAAACAGAUCUACCCCAGCAGCAGAUAAGUCUCCCCGGGAAGCUACAAGGAUGCGACCACAGCUGGAUGACUUCUCUUUCCUCUGCUAUAUUUGUGGGGAUGAAAAUGAAGGCGUUGCUGCCAAGUGUAUAUCCAGCAUUGCUCACGGUGUCAACAAACCAUUUUUUCCAUUUCUCAACAAACUGACGCCCCAUAAAGGAGCAGCCCAGUUGAAUGGACAGGGAAUCUGCCAGGUGUGUGAUAGGUGUUUCUCUUCCUUGUGCCACCAGUGGCUGACGUAUGAACACCACGGAACACCAAACAGUGCCAGGAUUUACAAGGUGAACGCACAGUUUUUCAGCAAUGAUUCCAGCAUAGCUCUAGGACUGGCACCUGAUGCCCUGAGUGCUUCUGGGGAAGUGUGCUACUUGUGCAGCAGGUCCUGGGCCUCCUCGAAAGUAUGUUCCCUGUUUACAGCACCGGCCAGCACCAGUACAGAUCAUAUGUAUUUCCCUUUCAUCAGAGAGUUGCGGAGGCCACAUGGAGCUCGGCCACUGAACCCAGAUGGCUCUGUCUUAGUUUGUGUUAGCUGCUAUAGUAACUUACAGGAUCAGUGGCAGCGUUACGAGGCAGAGAAGGUUCCAUUCCUGCAGCGUAGGUACUCAUUAUUACCUUCUUCAUCAUCAGCAUCAAGUGUCACAUCACAGAGUUUAAAAUCUUUCGCUGAUCCAGAUAUUAAAUGUGAUCCAGGAGUGUUGAAAGUUGAAGUGGUUACGAAGUCUCUCACUCAGCCUCUAGCCAUUGAAAUCAGCAAGAGUGCAACUUGUGCUAAGACCCAAGCUCCAAGCUUGCCUUCAGGGGCCACAAGUUAUUCAUCUGCUGUUGUUGGAGCUUCAGGCAGCAAUCAGGCCACAGCGCCAGAGUCCAGCAAACAUCACGGCACAGAAAGUAAAUCACAUUCAUCAUCGACAAUUCUCAGCAUUCCUCACCCCCUGCAGCAAGCUGGAGAGAGACCUAAGAAAGUUUGCUUUUUGUGUGGGCAGAAAUGUCUGCUCAGCAAAGCUCAGAUACUCUACUCCUACCCAGUCCGGCAUGAAACCAAGAGUGCCGGAGGACAGUGUCAGACCAUUCCUUUCUUUCCAUUCUUAGCCAGCCAGCCACCAGCUCCUGGUUCUGAACCGAUGGCAGAAGAAGGCACGGUUAUAUCAUGCUCUUAUUGCUUUUAUAGCCUUCUGAAUCAGUGGAGAGAUUUUGAGGAAUCCAAGGGUGUGACAGACAGAAAUCGCUGGCUGCGGAAGUACACGCUCAAUGAAUUUGUGUGUUAUGUGUGCGGCAUGAUGGUUGCCAGGAAGAAGAUGCGCACCUUGGAGGUGCAGAAAUUUCUAUUUCUGAGGGAGCAUAAAGCACCAGCAAAUGCAUUAGUGAUGUGGGGAGGGGAAGGUGUUGGAGUAUGUGGAUCCUGCCAUUACAGUUUGUCCCAUCAGUUCACAGAGUUUGAAAGACUUGGCCUGCCCAUGGAGCUGCGGAAAUACAACUGGACUGUCCAGCACCAUACAGAAGAGAACAGCAAUGAUGCACAUGACAGUAACCAUGGAAUGUCAUCUGCUGCCAUCAAUGAAGACAGCAAUCUAAGUGUGGCCGAUGGAGCAGACGACUCUAAUCACAGUUCAGCACCGAGCACCAAACCAGUGUUCAGCCUGGCCAGCCCAGCUGCACAUGCGGGGAAGCCCAGCCUGAAGUCUGCUCUUGUGCUUCCACAGAGUCGCAUGUCACCCAGCAGCAACGGCUUGACCUCCAGCAGCCAUAAUCUCUCUCUCAGCACUUCACGCUCCGCAGGUUUUGCUGCAGCCUUGCGCAAUCUGGCACAUCAAAUGAAAGAACCUUGUGAUGAUGGUAACGAGAAUAGCCUGACUUCCCCAACCAAUCAAAAUUCUCGGUCAAACACACCAAAGAGAAGCCAAGCUAGUCUGCUGCUGCCGUCUCACACAGCAAACAAUUCGUUUACUGCGCCACCAGUCGUAACUGUGGCGCCAACACAAACAUCCAUGUUUCAGGGAGUGACCAGUUUUUCUUUGGGACAGGAAAGAUCUCACACAUCAACCUUUGAACCCUGGAGCAAACCUGACCCAGAUCUCCCAUCAUUAUCCACAGCUGAUAGUGAAUUGAUUGGCAAAGAUCUGCUUCUCUCCCGCACAUCAGCCAGAGUGCCCGCUCCAAGAUCCAUCAGUGCCAGUGGUGUGCCAGUGACUAGCCAGAUGCUGUACGCUAGAAACUUCCCUGCCUACCACCCCGAAGAGGAGGAGCUCAUACGACAUGGCCUAACGCUGCCUUAUGGUAUAGAUCCUGCUGCCUAUGCUGCUGCUGCUAGUGCCUACCAUCCUGCCCUGCUGCAGCAACAAGCUGCGUUUGCUCAAGGCUCUCUGAGAUUAGGGGACACCUUGCUGUUGGACCAGUACAGGAUGUUGCAGUCACCAUACUUGCAGUUUCCUGCUGCUGCGGGAUUGAUCUCCCCUCAUUCUCUCGGCUUAGGCAUGCAUUCAGUCUUGGCUGCAGCAGCUGCAUCUCAGCACUACCCACCUGGAUUGUUUCCCCAGCACUACCCCUACCUCAGUUUUGGUCAACCAGUGAUGGACCCUCAUACCUCGGCACAAGCUGUUGCCAUGGAAAGAAGUUGGUUAGAUGCUGAAAAGGCCAGAGACAAGAGGGACAGAGAAAAGACUCGGCAUCAGGAGCAUUCAAGUGAGAAAGAGAAUAGUCAUCGUAGGAGUGAUUCUAGAGGAGAACAAGAUUUGAUCAAGAAGGAGGUGAACAUCAACUCUGAAGGUUUUGGACAUGGAAGUUUAGAACGGAAAAGCACACCUUGUGUCUCAGUUUGUCAGUCAUCGCGUUCACCAGAGCUGUUGUCACGCCAGUUCAGUGAGAGCCAUAAUGGGCAUCCUGCCAGUCGGCCGACAUCAUCCUUGUCUGCAUCCAGUGGACACAGGCCAGUUGCCAAGAUGAGCCCGGGAGCAAGCAGCCAGGCCACAGAAGCAUCAACACAUCCAGGUCUCAGCUCGGCCUCCAGUCAUGCUUCUCUCAGAUCUCACAGUUCCACCUUACCAUCUAGAGGCCUGACGUUCAAGCCUUAUGAGAAGCUUUAUGAGUCAAGCCAGCCUUCAUCCCAGCCUGUCCUAGACCAACACCAGCCUCACAGUCAUCACCAGGGCUCUACAUUACCUCCAUGGAUGAGAUCCUCAACAUCAUCUUCAUCUAAAAGUUCUCAUGACAAGAACAAGAACCCAGACUUCACCCCGCUGUUUCGACCUUUUGAUGACCACAAGGACACUGUAGAAUUCCCGUCCACUGCUGCUCAGUCUGUCCACCCCACCCACAGACAGUGGUCAUUUGAUAGUUCAUCGCCCAUGUUGCCCUUCCAGUUUACAGGACCUGACAUCAACAGCACAGCUGUGGAUUCAUCUGGUGGGUUAAAUAAUGCCCACUCACGGACAAGUCCAUUGCUUUCUUUAAAUAAAGACUCAAGUUUUGUGCCUAAAAACUAUGCCAGGAAACAAGCAGAAAAUGGCUUCAAUGACAGGAUCAAAAGAUUUGAUUUCAAAAGCCUUGCCAAUGAGUGCACAGCAUCUGCUUCUGUCCAUCGCCAGCCGAGUGUCAACAGUGAUAUUCUCCCUACAACAGCAGAGUCCAGGCAGUUCCUCAGCAAACUCGACUUUGAGGCGGCGAGGGCUAAAGAAAGGAAGAAGAGAGGUGAGGACACAGAUUCUGAUAGUGAGAAAGACAAGGAGGAGAGAAUGAGAGUCAGGUUAACAAUGGUUGGUCGAGCUACUCCAAUUCCUUUGGACACGUCUCCACCAAAAAUGGAAUUUCUGGAAAAUUUGGGAUUAACUUCAUGGAAAAAGAAAAAAGAACUGAACAGGCAGAAAGAAAUUCGCCGUCGCCGCCAGCUGAGAUUGUCCAGCAUCAGCCCACUCCAACAGGAAGCAGACAGCUCGCUGGGGUUCUGCGGGGACAGCAUGAGGUCCUUGAACCAUCAUUCCACACACAGUGCGUCUUCACAGGAAGCAGCUGUCAGUCCAGAGGAUAAGAACACUGAAGUAGACCUGGGUGACAAGUCUGAGUUUGUGACCAGGCUGGGCUUGAUGUCAGUCACUGAGCAACAGACUGAGGUUCAUGGUGGCAAGAGGAAGCUCAAUGAAGAUGAAAGCCCAUCAGAGAAUCUCCCUCAGAAGAAAGGUAUCCAUGAAACAUCAGAAGCAGCUGCAGCUUGUCUUGGUGAUGACAGCAGAGACCAACUUCAUGAGAACGUUUUAUCGGAUUCCCAGAGACUGACACAACAUCAGGAUACCUCAAGUAAAACAUUGCUAUACCUGGACACACCAAAACUUCAGGACCAGCCCAGACGGCCAGCAUCUGGAAACUGUCAUCAGUCAGUUGCAGCCACAGCUCAUAAUUUAAUUGACCCAGAAGCAUUUUCAUCUCCUGCUGUGUCCUUGACCUCCAGAAAUGUGUCCCUUCUGCCUGAGAAUCCAAACAUUCCGUGGCCAGGGGUCGAAACUGUGAUGGAGUCUUACCAGAGACACAAAGAAGAGCAGCUAGCCGAGUCGCAGAUACUCCGUGAGCGCUGUCACCAACUACAGGCCAGUCACCACAACCUGGCUCAAGUGGCCACCAGGAUCAACAGUCACAUGACUUAUCUGAUGGAGGAGAGGCAGAGGCUACAGGAGGAGAGACUCAGACACCAGGACAACAUCAGCCACCUGAAGGAGACUUUAAACCACUUGAAAUAA